AGCUUAGUGGUAGUGUGGUACACUGCACAGUGCACACACACAAAGCUCUGUACUCUCUCGCUCCACCACUAAGAUCCCAUGGCCUCUUCUGCAGCGACGAAGCUCCGGUACCGACGCUGGCAUCCGCUCCUCGCCAUCUUGGUUGCUUUCUCAUUGCUGCCGACGAUGAUCGCAGCGCGAGACGACCAGGACGGCGACCGGGUGGGGUUCCUCCCCGGGAAGCCGGGGAGGCCUCCGGUGUCGCAAUUCUCGGGGUACGUCACGGUGAACGAGCACAACGGGAGGGCGCUCUUCUACUGGUUCUUUGAGGCUCAGGCAUCGCCGGCUCAGAAGCCUCUCCUGCUGUGGCUCAAUGGAGGCCCUGGUUGCUCAUCUGUGGGUUAUGGAGCAGCUUCUGAGCUGGGGCCUCUCUUGGUCAAUGACAAUGGGACCGGUUUGGAGUUCAACGAAUUUUCAUGGAAUAGAGAGGCCAAUUUGCUGUUCUUGGAGUCUCCUGUUGGAGUUGGCUUCUCAUACACAAAUACCACCUCUGACCUAGACAACAUUGAUGAUCGCUUUGUCGCCGAGGACACCUACACCUUCUUAGUAAAUUGGUUCAACAGGUUUCCCCAGUACAAGAACAAUGACUUCUACAUCUCAGGGGAGAGCUAUGCAGGCCAUUAUGUUCCUCAGCUUGCUGAAGUGGUGUAUGAGCGCAACAAGCACCUUGAGGCAAAUCAAAAUACCAAUUUGAAAGGAUUUAUUGUUGGCAAUGCAGUGACUGAUGUUUACUAUGAUGAAAACGGGCUAGUCGAGUUCGCUUGGAGCCACUCUGUGAUCUCAGAUCAACUUUAUGAGCGUGUAAAAAAUGUUUGUGACUUCAGGAUCCAUACCCGUACCGAGGAAUGUGCACAUGCAAUGAACCUUGUAUACACGCAGUACGAUAAGAUCGACAUCUUUAACGUGUACGCACCUAAGUGCAAUACUGAUGAAUCAGCACUUUCGUCCACCUCUGACAGCACUGUAGAAAUGAAUGCCAAGAAGAAGUUCAAAAGAUUGAGGAUGUACACGGGAUAUGAUCCUUGCUACUCAACCCACAUCGAAGAUUACUUGAACAGGAUGGAUGUACAGAAAUCACUUCAUGCGAAUAUCAGUGGAUGGAUCAAGGAUAGAAAAUGGAGUAUCUGCAGUUACUCAAUUUUCGACAACUACCACGACAACAUCUUUUCUGUUCGUCCUAUUUACUCUAAGCUUGUCAAGGCUGGACUAAGAAUUUGGAUCUACAGUGGAGACGUAGAUGGUAGGGUUCCGGUUAUUGGAUCCCGGUAUUGGGUAGAAGCACUUGGCCUUCCUGUCAAGUCACAGUGGCAACCAUGGUACUUGAAAGAUCAGGUUGCUGGAAGGUUUGUCGAGUACGAAGGACUGACAAUGGCCACUGUCAGAGGAGCUGGCCAUGAUGUGCCUCAAGAUAAGCCAGAAGAGGCGCUUGUGAUAAUCACUUCCUUCCUUUCAGACAGACAACUGCCAACAAAAAACAACUGAUGGAUAGUACCAGAAUGAAAUUUACUGAAUGAGAAAGAGUGAAGAAAUAAUCAAUAUUGAGAUCGACAUAACAAAUCAUACAGUGUAGGCUCUAUAUGUACCAAUUGUACGCACCAACUUAAAUAAACUUUUGCUAAUUUGACCAUGAGAAAUGGUUUAUAGUCAAUUCAACUAAUGAUAUCGGCCAUGUAUGAUAAUUCAUAGACGUGGCACAUGUUUUCCAUUCUUCUGAAGAAGAGAAACAAAGCCUCGAUUGUCACAAAGACUCGUACAUGCCACCGGUAUUUGUUUUUACCAUUUAGCACAACUUCAUCAGUGUAAGUGCCUGAGAUUUGAGAUCCCAUAGAUGUGCAAUGUCCUGAUCAACAGAAAACUUCCAAGCAGCUUUUCGAAAGACAGUAGGAAAUACAAAAUGUAACUGCAAUGGCAAACUUCAGUGUUCAAUAGGAUCAGCCUCAAAUCAAAACUACUCCUGAUAGAGAAAACUUAUGUAUCUUUCAGUUAUGUUAUUGUUCCCCACCUCUCACGUAAUUGUUUCAUCCUUGAGCAACUUUUGACACAAAUAA
Phragmites australis (common reed) is the source of this 2087-nucleotide messenger RNA. Its product is annotated as serine carboxypeptidase-like 26. Bases 79 to 1521 code for a protein of 480 amino acids. The record is from RefSeq and is a predicted model, not a curated record. NCBI's taxonomy places the organism in Eukaryota, Viridiplantae, Streptophyta, Magnoliopsida, Poales, Poaceae. Gene Ontology annotation, cellular component: vacuole. Gene Ontology annotation, molecular function: serine-type carboxypeptidase activity. Gene Ontology annotation, biological process: proteolysis. The transcript has 10 exons.